Molecule: messenger RNA, 1502 nt
Organism: Octodon degus (degu)
Lineage: Eukaryota; Metazoa; Chordata; Mammalia; Rodentia; Octodontidae
Gene: Ak8
Product: adenylate kinase 8
Exons: 13
Coding region: 1-1440 (479 amino acids)
Biological process (GO): nucleoside triphosphate biosynthetic process
Cellular component (GO): cytoplasm
Molecular function (GO): ATP binding; nucleoside diphosphate kinase activity; AMP kinase activity
Source: RefSeq, a predicted model, not a curated record
AUGGAUGCGACCUCGGCUCCUCACCGUAUCCCUGCAGAGAUGCCCCAGUACGGGGAGGCGAACAACAUCUUCGAGUUGAUGCAGAGCAUGCUGGAGCAGCUCCUGAUCCACCAGCCCCAGGACCCCAUUCCCUUCAUGAUCGAGCACCUGCAUCGGGACAACGAUCGCGUGCCGAAGAUCAUAAUAUUAGGUCCACCUGCCUCGGGGAAAACAACUAUCGCCAUGUGGCUCUGCAAGCAUCUCAGCACGAACCUCCUCACCAGGGGGAGCCUGCUAGGGAGAGAGCUGUCCCCCGUGGCUGCUGAGGCCAGGAAGCACUACCAGAAGUUCAAGAAAGUCCCCGACUCACUGCUCAUCCAACUGGUGGAGGAGCGCCUGCGGGAAGAGGACUGCAUCAGGAGGGGCUGGAUCCUGGACGGCAUUCCUGAGACUCGGGAACAGGUGCUGAUGAUGCAGACGCUGGGGUUCGCCCCCAGGCAUGUCAUUGUGCUGAAUGCACCGGACUCUGUCCUGAUCGAGAGAAACCUGGGAAAGAGGAUCGACCCUGUGACCAGAGAGAUCUACCACACCACCUUUGACUGGCCACCUGAGUCCGAAGUCCAGAACCGUCUGGUGGAGCCGGAGGGCAUCUCAGAAGUGGAGACAGCUCGGAAACUGCUGAACUAUCACAGGAACAUCAUCCGGAUCCUUCCUGCCUACCCCAAAGUCCUGAAAGCCAUCAGCGCUGACCAGCCCUGUGUAGAUGUCUUUUACCAGGCUCUGACCUACGUGCAGACCAGCCACCGCUCCAAUGCUCCGUUCACCCCAAGGGUGCUGCUGUUCGGCCCCACAGGCAGCGGCAAGAGCCUACAGGCCGCCCUCCUGGCCCAGAAGUACGGGCUUGUCAACAUCUGCUGCGGGCAGCUGAUAAAGGAGGCCGUGGAGGACGAGUCCAAGUUGGGAGAGCUCAUCUUGUCCUUCUUUAAAAAGGGGUUGACAGUCCCUGACAACGUGGUCCUGAAGGUGCUGAAGGAGCGCAUGGACCAGCCCGACUGCGUGCAAAGAGGCUGGGUGCUACACGGUUUCCCACAAGACCUGGACCAGGCCCACAUGCUGGCCAGCCUGGGCUACAGCCCCAACAGGGUGUUUUUCCUGAAUGUGCCCAUGGAUUCCAUCCUCGAGCGCCUGACACUGAAAAGGGUGGACCCGGUCACCGGGGAGAGGUACCACCUCAUGUACAAGCCACCUCCCACCCUGGAGAUCCAGGCCCGCCUCCUGCAAAACCAGAAGGAUUCUGAAGAGCAGGUGAAGCUGAAGACCGACCUGUUCUACAGGAACUCCGCAGAGCUGGAGCAGUUCUACAAGCAGGCCAUCAUGAUCAACGGGGACCAGGACCCGUACACAGUCUUCGAGUACAUAGAGAGCGGAAUCAUCAACCCCUUGCCCAAGAAAAUGUUCUGAUGGGCAGAGGACGUGGCAAGCUUUGGAGAACAGAGCUCAUUCUCUGCCCCAGCCUCCCAGAA